GGCCACGCCGUAGCUGUGGCAGGAAACAUCGCCUUUCUGUUUGGAGGAGCGUCUAGCAUUAACCAAGAGGAGGACAUCGCUCUUUACUUCAGCGACUUCUACAUGCUAACAGUUUCUCCUGAAGAAGUGACGUGGGAGGAGAUUCCACAGAGUGGGGAAGUUCCCUCAGCCAGAGAAGGACACACUCUUAGUGUUGUCAAAGGGAAGCUGUAUCUGUUUGGAGGAGUGUCCAGUCCUGAAGCCACUGAGUGUCUCCCAGGAGUCUACAGCUUUGAUAUUGUAUCUCUGACUUGGGAGUGCUUAGCAAUCGGGGGUGUGGCCCUCAAAACCCUAAGACACUGCUCUGUUGCCAUGGGAGACAACAUCUACGUGUACGGAGGCAUUUUCGAAGGGAAUCCAAUCGACGAUCUCAUGGUCUUCAACACAGCAUCUCUCACCUGGACGCCGGUAAAAACUAGCGGAUCGCUGCCGCCUGCCCUGUAAGACACUUAUUAGUUUCACA
Messenger RNA from Perca fluviatilis (European perch), 502 nucleotides. Its product is annotated as rab9 effector protein with kelch motifs-like. Bases 103 to 483 code for a protein of 126 amino acids. Gene Ontology annotation, molecular function: protein binding. The record is from RefSeq and is a predicted model, not a curated record. The transcript is spliced from 6 exons. NCBI's taxonomy places the organism in Eukaryota, Metazoa, Chordata, Actinopteri, Perciformes, Percidae.